Molecule: messenger RNA, 4508 nt
Organism: Neltuma alba
Lineage: Eukaryota; Viridiplantae; Streptophyta; Magnoliopsida; Fabales; Fabaceae
Product: TMV resistance protein N-like
Exons: 7
Coding region: 7-4422 (1471 amino acids)
Biological process (GO): signal transduction; defense response
Molecular function (GO): ATP hydrolysis activity; ADP binding
Source: RefSeq, a predicted model, not a curated record
UUAGCCAUGGCGUCGUGUUUGGCUUCUGCGUCCUCCAAAUUCAAAUACGACGUGUUCAUAACUCUGAGAGAUCCCAAGGGUUGUGUAAAAGGCUAUGUCGUGAACAAAUUGAGAGAUGCUGGAAUCAGAGCUUUCGUCGACGACGAAGAAGAAGAAGUGUUUUCCGUACAGGAGGCCGUAUCAGGGUCAAUGAUUGUCAUGGUUUUGUUCACGCCGGAGUUCCUCACGUCGAAGAAGUGUCUCAAGAGACUGGUGGCCAGGACUAUGUGGUGGAAUGACAACGCGAUGCCUGUAUUCUGUGGAGUAAGCCGGCGGCAAGUGCAUGACGAGAUGGUGGCUUUGGCUCCCAGAUUUGACCUCACGGGAGUUGCUUCCCGACCUGGCUUCAAACUCUCCGUUGAUUCCGGGAAUGAAUUCAGUAGCUGCAUGUCAAACUUGGGUUUUUCCAUGUUGCACGAUGAGUCAUUUCAUGACCUUCCAUGCUAUCAAGUAGGGUUACCACUUCGUGUGAGAGAAUUGCUUAAUAUUUUGGGGUUGAAAUACAUUUUGUCGGAUGAUACAAUCAUAGUUGGAAUCUGGGGAGAUGGAGGUAUUGGUAAAACAACGAUUGCCAAAGCUAUUUAUGAUAGAAUCGGUGGCAAUUUUGAUGGUAAAAGUUUCCUUUCAAAUAUUAAGGAUGUGUGGAAGGAAGGUAACGGUGAAAUUCUCCUAAAAAAUCAACUUAUUUCAGAUAUUUCUGAAACUAAACUUGAUAAGACAGAUGAUGUUGUGAUGCAUGAACUAAUGAUGCAAGAACUCAGUGGAAGAAGAGUCUUAGUGGUACUUGAUGAUGUCAAUUGUGAAUUUCAACUCAAGGAAUUGUGCGGAAAUGUGAAGUGGUGUGGUAAAGGGAGCUUGAUAUUCAUUACAGCAAGAAAUAAGGCUAUCUUAGAUGCCUUUGCUGACAUAUCAUAUGAAAUGAAAAGGUUAAACAGAAAGGAGUCUCUUAAACUUUUUUGCUUGCAUGCAUUUAAGAAAUUUACUCCAACAAAUGAUUUUGAGGAUUUUUCAGAGCAAGUCAUUGGAUACUGUGAAGGACUACCCUUGGCUCUCGAAGUCUUUGGCUCUCUUUUGCAUAAUAGGACGAAAAACGAGUGGGAAAAAAUGAUGAAUAACAUGGGAGGAAUUUCUUGUGGUCCAAUGCAAAAGAAGCUCAAAAUUAGUUGUGAGUUAUUAACUGAUAUAGAGAAAGAUAUAUUUUUUAAUAUAGCUUCUUUUUAUGUGGGUCAGAGUAAACACCAUGUUACACAAUUGUUAAAAAGCUCAAGACUUCCUGCCGAAACGGGAAUGUCAGUAAUCAUUGAGCGUAAUCUUGUAAAGGUCAUGAAUGACAAGCUUUAUGUUCAUGAUUUGCUACAAGAGAUGGGAAAGGAAAUCAGUCAUAGUAAGCCGAAGUUCAUAUAUAACUAUGACGUAUUCUUAAGUUUUAGAGGUGACGACACACGCAAAUCUUUCACUUCUCAUCUUUGCAGUGCUUUAAAGCAAGCAGGUAUUGAGGUCUACAUGGAUGAGGAAAGAAUUGAAAAGGGAGAAAAUAUUUCAUCUUCAUUAUUGGAAGCAAUUGAAAGUUCAAGAAUUUCAAUUAUUAUAUUCUCAAAGAAUUAUGCUGGCUCUAGUUGGUGCUUACAAGAAUUAGAGAAAGUCAUGGAGUGUUACAAAACAACUCAUCAAGAGGUUUUACCUAUAUUUUUUGAUGUGCGACCUUUUGAAGUUCGUAAACAACAAAACGCUUUUGGAAAAGCAUGGGAAAGACUUAUUAAGAGAACUUCAAGUGGCAAAAUGAAGAAAUUGACAACCAAUGUAAAAAGAGCCCUUACAGAAGCUGCCAAUUUAUCUGGGUGGGACAUGCAUAACUACAGAACUGAAGUCGAAUUAAUUGGCCAUGUUACUGAAACUGUUAGAAUGAAGAUAGGUGACAACAAAUGCCUGUUUGUUGCUCACCAUCCAGUGGGAUUGAAGUCUCGCGUGCAAGAUAUCAUCCAAUUGCUAAGUAGUAAAUCAAAUGAGGUUAUCAUUUCAGGGAUUUGGGGAAUGGGGGGUGUUGGCAAGACAACAAUUGCUAAAGCCAUCUAUAAUGAAGUUGGUCAAAGUUUUGACGGAAAGUGCUUCCUUGCAAAUGUUAGGGAAGUUUGGAAGCAAGAUAAUGGUCCGGUUUACUUGCAAGAACAACUUCUUUCAAGUAUCUUAAAAUCAAGAAGGAUGACACUACCUGAUGUAGAAAUGGGAAAAACUCUAGUAAAGGAAAUCCUUUGUAAGAAAAAAGUGAUUGUUGUACUUGAUGAUAUGAACAAUGAAGACCAACUAAAAGCUCUGUGCGGAAGUCUUGAGUGGUUUGGUCAAGGUAGUAGAAUCAUUAUCACUACUAGAGAUCAACAUUUACUUAACGUCUUAAGAGUGAUUCAUGUAUAUAGUGUGAAAGAAUUGGAUGACAACGAAUCUCUUGAACUUUUUAGUUGGCAUGCAUUUAAGCAAGCAAUACCUGAACAAGAUUUCAUUGAACUUUCAAGAAGGAUAGUUUCUUACUCUGGAGGGUUGCCCCUAGCUCUUGAAAUCCUUGGCUCCUAUUUAUAUGAUAGAGAAAUAUUGAUUUGGAGAAGUGUUUUGGAGAGAUUACAACAAAUUCCAAAUGAUCAAAUCCAUGAGAAGCUUAAAAUAAGCUAUGAUGGUUUGAGCGAUGAUAUAGAGAAAGAAAUAUUUCUUGAUAUAUGUUGUUUCUUUAUUGGGAAGAACAAGAGCGAUGUGACACAAAUAUUGAAUGGUUGUGGACUUCAUGCAGAUAUUGGAAUUAGUCGCUUGAUUGAACGAAGCCUUGUAAGAGUUGGCAACAAAAAUAAGCUUGAAAUGCAUGACUUAUUGCGUGACAUGGGAAGAGAAAUUAUUCGUCAGCAGUCAUUAGAGGAGCCUGAGAAACGUACUAGAUUAUGGUUUCAUGACAAUGUGUUGGAUGUGUUAAGAGAUAAAACUGGAACAAUGUCCAUCAAAGGACUGGCUUUAAACUUGUCAAUGAACAAUUCAUUGUACUUGAGUGCCAAAACAUUUAAGAAUAUGAGGAGGCUUCGUUUGCUUCAACUUGAUAAUGUACAACUUAUUGGAGAUUAUAGUUAUCUAUCAACAAAUUUGAGAUGGCUUUGUUGGCAUGGGUUUCCCUUAGAAAGCUUGCCAAUGAACUUCAAUCUAGAGAAGAUAGUUGCCAUUGACUUAAAGUGGAGUAAUCUUGUGAAAGUUUGGGAGAAGAGCCAGUUGCUGGAGGGGUUGAAAAUUCUCAACCUUAGUCAUUCUCAUUGCUUAAUAGAGACACCUGACUUUUCAAAGAUACCAUAUCUUGAAAAGUUAAUACUCAAAGAUUGUCCUCGUUUGUCUAUAAUUCACCAUUCCAUUGGUGAUCUUCAAUAUAUUGUUCUGUUAAAUUUAAAGGACUGUAAAAGCCUCAGCCACCUCCCGAGAAGUGUAUAUCAAUUGAAAUCCUUGAAGACCCUCAAUCUCUCUGGUUGUUCAAAGUUUGAAAAGCUAGAAGAAGACAUUGAACAAAUGGAAUCUUUAACAACUUUGAUGGCAAAUCAAACUUCUAUGGCUCAAGUUCCUUUCUCAUUGUUGAGACUGAAAAGUAUUAAAUAUGUGUCUCUGUGUGGCUAUGAAGGAUUAUCACGUGAUGUAUUUCCAUCUCUUUCUUUGUCUUGGAUGUCACCAUCAACACAUUAUUCAAAGUCAUUGUCGCAAGCAUUUUGGUCCAUGCCAGCUUUAAUUAGGGGUCUAUCACAUCCUUUAUUUUCAAGAAGAUAUGAAACAUCAGAAGCAAGACCGAGCACAUCUCAGGUUUCAUGCCAAAAUGCUCCGGCAUUACUUGAAUUUCAUGAUCAAGUUCACAGAGAAAGGUCAGAAACAUUGAUGAGUUCUUUGAUUAUUCCAGUAGGGCAGUUCAACAAAAUUACAGAUGCCCUUCUAAAGAGUAUUUCAAAGGGAAGGAAUGGAGGGCUUCACUAUUGUCCUCCUAAAGAAAAUUAUCCUGAUUGGUUAGUUUUUGAACAUGAGGGAUCUUCAGUGUCAUUUGAAGUUCCUGAAGUUUCUGGUCAUAGCUUAAAGGGAAUGGUCCUCAGCGUUAUCUAUUCAUCUCUUCAAGGUAGCAUGGUAUCUGUAAACUCUAUUGGUCUCAUGAUAAAGAAUUUCACAAAGGCUACCAUGCAUUUCUACGAGCAAGAAGUCACAAUAAUUACUUCUGCCAAUGAAGAAUGGCAGAACAUAGUAUCUAAUUUGGAGCCUGGAAAUGAGGUGGAAAUUGAAAUCAAGUUUGCAUACAAACAUAUUGUGAUGAAGAAGACUGCAGUUUAUCUUUUAUAUGUUGAAGAAACUGACAAGCUGAUCCCUCUAGAUGGCAUUCAAUCAUAAGGUUAAGGUGAAUUAUCUUUAGAAGAAAACCACUACCAUAAAAAAGAACUUGUUUCCCAGCCAGUUAAAGGACCAAGCACUUCAAC